This is a messenger RNA of Exserohilum turcica Et28A, 1262 nucleotides long. RefSeq lists its product as uncharacterized. The transcript is spliced from 4 exons. The coding region runs from base 1 to 1122 and encodes 373 amino acids. NCBI's taxonomy places the organism in Eukaryota, Fungi, Ascomycota, Dothideomycetes, Pleosporales, Pleosporaceae. The record is from RefSeq and is a predicted model, not a curated record. Gene Ontology annotation, molecular function: NAD binding.
AUGGGCGGCGGACCAGACGUCCCGUCCCGUGACGUCGCUUCGAAAGAGAAGGACCUCGUGCUGUGCACAUUGCCGUGGCCUGAGGCAGACGCAUCACGUGUUAUCAAGGUGCUCAAAGAAACCUUUAACGAUGUCGACGUCGAGUACCACUUCACUAAAUACCUGAACGGCAAGGCGGAACCGAUUCAUGUGCCCGAAGAGUCGCUGCAUCGAGCCAAGUACAUGGCGACACUCUUCUGGCUGCCUCCAUCGCCAGCCUCGCUUCCCUCGGUUAAACUGAUCCAGUUCGCAUCCGCAGGCGUGAACAAUCAUGCCAACCACCCCAUCUACACAGACUCGGAUAUCCCGCUGUGCUCGGCCAAUGGCGUCCACGGCCCGCAAAUCGCCGAAUGGGUCGUCAUGAUGGAUCUCGUGCACAGCCACAACUACACGGCGCUGUACGACAACCAGAAGCAGAAGAUCUGGGACUCUAGCCCGACCAAGAGCGUCAGUGAUCGCGUGGGCAAGCGAGUCGGCAUUCUGGGCUACGGCAGUAUUGGUCGACAAGUCGGUCGCGUAGCAAAAGCACUGGGCAUGGAUGUCCUAGCCUACACGGCGUCUCCGCGCACCACGCCCGAAUCCAAGCGCGACACCGGCUAUAUUGUGCCCGGCACGGGCGACCCCGACGGCGCGUUUCCCAGCGCAUGGUACAGCGGCACGGACAAGGAGCAUGUGCACGAGUUCCUGAAGCAGGAACUCGAUUUACUGGUUAUCGCCGUGCCAUUGACCAAGGCAACGACGCACCUCCUGUCGACGGCUGAAUUCGAGCUGCUGCACAAGUCAAACCCGCGCGGCACCUACAUUGCCAAUAUAGCGCGGGGCCAGAUCAUCGACCAGAAGGCGCUUGUGACGGCUCUGCAUAGCAACCAGAUCCGCGGUGCUGCAUUGGACGUCACGGACCCGGAGCCCCUGCCCAAAGAUGAUGUCCUCUGGGAUGCUCCCAAUGUGCUCAUCACCCCGCAUUGCAGCAGCAUGACGGAUGUGUAUAUCGACCGUGUGUUCGAGCUGCUGGUUGAAAAUAUCAAGCAUCAGCGCAGUGGAGCCAAGCUCAUCAACGAGGUCGAUCGGAAAAGAGGAUACUAGGUACGUAGGUACGUAGGUAGGGGGUGUGUGUGAAUUGCAAAACUCAUAGAUAGAUAUGCUCGACUUGAAAGAUUCCUACAUAACCAGUCUAUAGAACGGAAGGGGGAGGGAUAUGAAUAUAGUAUGUAUAGUUAGAUUCU